AUGAGCGAAUCCACCCACCCCACCCCCUCUCCCAACCCCGACGGCCGCCUCGCCCUCCAAUUCGGCGCCGGCAACAUCGGUCGCGGCUUCAUCGGCCCCCUUCUCUCCGAAUCCGGGUACCACAUCGUCUUCGCGGACGUCAACUCGUCCUUGAUCUCUUCAAUCAACGCUACACAUUCCUACGUGCUCACCAUCCUCGAAUCGGGCGCGGAUAUCACACAGACGAUCGAGAAUGUUUCCGGCGUUCUUUCCAGCGGCGACGGUGAGGAAGUGAUCAAGGUGUUCGAGAACCCGAAGUUGGAUAUCGUGACGACGGCGGUGGGACCUGUAGUGUUGAAGAAAGUGGCACCGGUGAUUGCGCGGGGUCUGAGGGCGCGGAGGAGCAAGCUUGGGGAGAAGGGCCCGGUGAAUGUGAUUGCGUGUGAGAAUAUGGUGAGGCAGACGGAGACGUUGAGGGGGUAUGUGUUCGAGCAUCUUCAGGACGAGGAGGAUAGGGAAUGGGUGAAUCGGAAUGUUGGAUUCGCGAACUGCUCCGUAGACCGCAUCGUCCCCCCCGCAACCCCCUCGCAUCCCUCCACCCCUGCUGACUCCCUCUCCCCCACCCGCUCCUCCACCCCCCUACCUCUCUCCUCGAACUCUCUCUCCCCCCUUACCGGCACCCAAACGCCCCUCGGCGUCCGCGUCGAAGGCUACUACGAAUGGAUCGUCGACCAACGUUCGCUCAAACCGACCCCAAUGGCCGUAACCAUCCCCUCGCUCAAAUCCACCUCCAACCUCGCCGGCUACCUCGAGCGCAAACUCUUCACAUUGAACACCGGCCACGCCAUAACCUCCUACCUCGGUUUCAUCCUGGGCUACACGACUAUCGAUGCGGCGAUUAGAGAUGAAAGGGUGUAUGAGACGGUCAAGGGGGCGUUGGAGGAGAGCGGGAAGACGUUGGUGAGGAGGUAUGGGUUUGAGCCUGGACAUCAUUCGAGGUAUAUAUUGCGUAUUAUUCAUCGGUUCGAGAAUCCGAAGUUGGGGGAUGAAGUGACGAGGGUGGGGAGGCAGCCGUUGAGGAAGUUGGGGAAGGGAGAUCGGUUGAUGGGGCCGGUGAAGUAUGCGCUUGAGUAUGGGUUGGGGUGGGAUAAUUUGGCGAAGGGGAUUGCGGCGGCGUUCAUGUUCGAGGCGGAGGGGGACGAGGAGAGUGUGGAGUUGCAGAGGAAGGUUAAAGAGAAAGGGAUAGAGGGGGCGGUGGAGGAGGUUCUGGGGUUUGAGAGGGGGAGUGAGGAGAAUGGGAAGGUUGUUGGGGCGUAUGAGGAGUUGAAGACGUGGAGGAAGUAGAAUUGGGAAGCGAAAUAGAUGAAGUCUAGUUUUAUGGUUUGGAUUGUAGCCCUGCUUGCCUCCUUGUUUUCAUUAGAUGGAUGUAUCCCCUGUAUGUACUACAGAAUAAUAAUCAACGCCCGUCCUCUCACCUCUUUCACUGACCAUACAAUACUACAGUAAUUCGAUGUACUCGAAGACGCUCAUUUUCAGGCUGUUUAUCAUCCUUCUACGUGGGCCGGUUUGUUUGUAUGUACAAUAGUAUGUAUGUUACGC
Molecule: messenger RNA, 1578 nt
Organism: Stereum hirsutum FP-91666 SS1
Lineage: Eukaryota; Fungi; Basidiomycota; Agaricomycetes; Russulales; Stereaceae
Exons: 2
Coding region: 1-1323 (440 amino acids)
Biological process (GO): mannitol catabolic process
Cellular component (GO): cytosol
Molecular function (GO): mannitol-1-phosphate 5-dehydrogenase activity
Source: RefSeq, a predicted model, not a curated record